GUAGAGGAUGUCCAAUUAUCCUUCAUUAGGCUAUAUUGCUUAAAUAUUUUUAUCUCACCUUAACCUUUGACUGUUUUCCUUUCAAUCUAUUUUUAUUAACUUUUCUAAGGAUGACCUAAAAAUGAUUAUUGGAUUCAAUCUAUAAAUAGAACCAUUAAAAGUCUCAAUAUCAUUAAACGUAAUUGGAACACAUAGGUAUACACAUAAUUAAUUAAAAGUAAAGAACUAUCGCCGUUAUAGCCCAAAAUAUCUUUGGUAAACAUUUUUAUUUAACAAUUUAUUUAGGAAUUUGAAUAAAAUUUAAAACCUGCCUUCAAAUGAGUAAUAAUGUGGUUGUCGCAAACUUAAAAGAAUCUCCUAUAUUAUUCUCUCCUAAUAAUCUUGUUUGAGUCGACAGUAACGUCAGAGCAAUUCCCCAAAAAAGUAGAAAACUAGCAAAUCGGUAAAAAUCAAACAAUUACUCGAAUGAAAUUCAUCAGCGAAAAUUCCCAUAUAUCGCAUCAUUCAUAUCUUUUUACUAAACGUUUCUUCUUGAGCAAUUUUAUUUGCAAUUUACAGAAAAAAGAAAUCAAAUUUUAUUGGAUAAAACAAGUUUUUUUUAGCAUGAUCUAUAUUGUAGUUUUACUAUGUUUCGGACAAGUAAAAUUAUUACCUACCUUUAAUUUAUUAAAAUACUUCUUGCUCCCUGAAGGUCAUUGCAUUUUUAUAAUUAAGAAUACCUGCUCUAUAGUACAAAAAUGCCAAUUUUGACUUCAUAUCAAUCGAUUGAUUUACUUUACAUUCCAAUGCAUGAGAAAUGAAAAUUUAAUAUAUUUACGAAUUUUCUAUUACCUCUUUCACCUUUUAUGAAAUCAACUAAUCAAAAAAAUAAAUUGUCAACAUUGACUCAUUCGCAUAAUAUGCCAGUCAGUGCCUUGGGCGCACAAAAAAUAUCACAUAUAUUCCUCACAUGGAGAAAACUUUUUUUAUUACACUGAAACGAAACAUUUUGCAUUUUUUCUUCGUAAUGUGAAAAUAUAAAUAAAAAAAUCUUCUAAAUUAAUUUGUCUAGGUAAAUUUUUUUGUCAAAAUUGCAUCUUUUGAGUGUUUAUUCUUGGCUUUUUGUGUCAUACUUCCUGAACUUAACCCAAAUAGUGGAGUUAUUAUUCAAUUUCAUUACCAUGAAAUGGGAUAUUCGUCAUCUGCAGGUAUUUAUUUGUUAGUGAAGUGCUCUUUUUUCGCGAAAAUCAUUAUGUAGUAAACCGUUGAACCACAAUUGACGUAUAUGCUUUAGUGUCAUCGUGCUCAGAAAUGUGUCUCCCUGCUGUUUUAUUUAAAUACAAAUCUCUGGUAUUGUGGGUAUUUUUCCAAAGUAACAUGACAAACUGGUGGAAUAUGUGAUUUACCAGCGGUGAAUCAAUUGGCAUACACCUUGCUCAAAUACAGCACACCGAAUGCAUCUCAACACCACAGGUAAUGCAAGAUCAUUAAACGGUUGAUCAUGUUGUGCAAUGAGCCAUCCACCAAGGUGACAUAGUCCGUCGUAAAUUGAAAUUGGAAUAUUAUAUUUAUAAUAUAGUUCAGCCAUUUGCACGAUGAUGCAACUUGGGGGAUUCCUCACAGUGUUUUACACCAAAUUGGCAAACUAAAUAAUAUUUUGCAAAACACGAAUCUUCCGGCACGACAAUGCAAUGAUAAUGCAACUGAUUAAUCAUAUCGACAGCUUGUGUCUUGCAUCCUGAAUUUUUGAUAAAUUUUGUAAGGAAUUGAAUAUGUGAUAAUUUUAUCAAUUUCAUAGGAUUUUCCACUUGUUUUUCCUAAAACAAGGAAAAAAUUUCAUCGUUUGAUUAACCCUUUCGGGUCUAAAAUUUGUUCAAUAAUUUUCUUAAUUUUAUAUUCAAGCCCUUUAAAACCGAAACCCGAGAGCUCAAUAUUUUAUUAAUAGUUAAAAUGGUUAAAAUACAUAUCUAUGAAUUUCUGAAAAAUAAAGAAAAUAGAUAAUAAUUUUUUUAAUUACCCUUUGGAGAAUCCGAUAUUUCUAACAUCAAUCUUUGAUCUUAUAAUUUUCACUUAAAAAUCAAAUGUGUUUCCACGUUUUCUUCCAAUGAACUUGGAGUAAUUGAACUCCUUACACCUGAAGAAAAAAUUUACCAUGAUAGACAUUUUUUUUUACAAUUUAAAAAAUCGAAUUAACAACGAUGACCAGCAAAAUCCUGCAAGGGUUAAAAGAAGCCUCUCUACAGUAAAUUUCCACAUGAUAAAUAUUUUUAAAAAAGAAAAUUUUUAAUAAAAAUUCUGCACGGAUAUAAAACAAUUUUUAAAAGAAUGUUUCCGUCUAAAUUCUAAGAUUUUACAAAAAAAAAAUCUUCUAAACUACAUAAACAAUACAUUGUGAUGUAUGAGUAUUUUUGAGCUUAUCAUUGAGUGCAUUAUUGCAGCAAUAAGAUAAUGCGAAUUUAUAGGGAAAGAGAGGAAAAGAGGGAGAGAGUGAAACGAGAGCAUUGCGAUGACUGAUGCAUUUUCCCAGAAAAUUGUGGCAAUUGCAUGCGACUCAGAUGCAAUUCCACAGUACCGCGAUACCAGCCGCUUUAGAGGUGCGCGAUGGGUUCGAGAAUGAAUUUCCAGAGCCGGCGGUUUUGUUGUGAAUGAGCAAACCACAUACACCUUCAGGUGAGACCCCACUCCUUGCUUACGAGAGGGCCUCACAGGCCACACACGGCCAUGAAUCUUUACCAUCGUAUUGGCUGAAGAGGUCGGAAAAAACGACACAUGCGACUCACACCAACUUCUUGUACUGCACUCAGACGAUGGUACACAGGUUGAGGUGUGUUGUGGAUACCCCGGUGACGACGGUACUUCUCCGCCGCCGGUGAGAUGUGUUCUUGGACUUGGAGGCAGAUUUUAUUUUCAACAUUUGGUGGACGUGUGUGUGUGUGCAUGAAGCACGUGGUGCUACCGAAGAAGGGGGCGUUUGAGAAAAAGAUUUAAUAUGUAUACCUGUCGGGAUACAGCGAGUCUGCUUUUGCUGCGAAUAUGUGCGAGGUGAGACGGCACAUCUUGGGGGUGACGCCGUCGAUGAGAAAUGGCGGGAGAGUGGCGCAAACUUAUAUGUGGCUACCUUGCCAAUCGGUCUCACUGAGGCGCACACACGAUUCGGAGAGUGAGAUUGCGACACAGUUGAUUGUUGAAUAUAAAAAGCUUCAAACAACAAAUCGACAACAGUCUUACACCAACAAGAAGAGUAUUCAGAAUUCAAGACAAGGUGUUCGCGCUUUCGCACUAAAUCAUCUUCCCAUUGUACUGCAAAGGCGCAAGGAAUUACAAAAGUCUUGAAAAAGGAAAUUAUUUCUUGAUACUUAAUUGAAAAAUUGGAAAAUCAAUUGAGAUUUAUUAUAACGGCUCAAGAAAAAAAGAAAGAACACGUGAAGAUAAUUAUUUAAAACAAAUUUGUGAAUUAAGGAAUAAAUUGCUAAAAGCAGUUUUAUCUGCCUGCAGAAAGUAGAAAUAUUCAGUGUGUGCGGUGUAUAAAUUUUGAGGUAUAAAUAUAGGCAAAAGGCAUAAUUGCACUAGUGAUGCCUGGAAAAGUCCCAGAGGUUUGUGGGUAGUUUCACACUUCAAAAUAGAACCUGAAAACACACCUGAACCGUCCUCCACUGCCCAAAGCAGCAGCACAUCGGUUACACACUGUACAACAUUUUGUGACGAAUUUCAAUCGUCAGUUGAAGUCGGUUUGCCACAGAGAUCACAGCAACUCUGUAUUUACUAGUGAAAGACACACCAAAGUCCCUUUCUGCUGAUAGGGAUACAUUUUUUUUAUCUCGUGUGCACCUGAGAGGACUCCCUUAAGUUUCUGUGAUAAGAAAAAGACAAGAUUGAGAUUUUCUUCUAUUUUUUUUUUUGGCUCUGACCAAAAUACAAGACAAAGUGACAAAACAUUGAACAAAACAAAAAAAAUGUGCCAAGUGAGUGAUUGCUGUGAGAUACUUAACCAUCCUGCCGGAAUGCUGGACAGAGAUCAAAGGACUGCUGGCCAUCUGAGGCAUCAUCGCGUGAGAAUUUCUUCUUUGGAAAAUUGUGACCAGUGCUUGGGGGAAAAUAAAAAAUUUGCAAACACCUCAAAAUGCACCACAGACUCAUCCCAAUCAUCGUGGUCAGAAGGACAUCCCGUGACGUGCACACGGCAGCGUCAGCGACCACUUCCAUGUGUGAGGAGCCGAAGAAAAUUUUGUGGAAAAGUCAAGGACCUCUGCUUAUUCCUCAUAUUUUUGUGGUUCUCACUAAAUUGUCUGACACAAGUAGCAUCGAAACCCAUAAGAUUACGCCGUGCAAUGAUUGAUAAAAAGUACACCAAUUGCCUCGAGAAGAUCCCAAAGGGUCGCGAGAAGAACACCAAUAGCUUGAUUGACUACAAUAAGCUCCAGAGUCUUGUGCGGGCGCACAAAUUGCAAGUGAAUCUGGCCCAUACGGAGAUUGAGCAUGGAAUUAUGAGUUAUAUAUCUCAAGUAUUUCACCAUACGGAUUCAUUGGAAGAUUUCCACAAGAUAUGGUCUUGGAGGAACAUUGAUUGGCUCCAUGGGAAGAACAAGAUGCCCAAGGAAUUGGGAGAAGAUGUCUCUGAUGAGUACAAAGAGAUGCUAUGCUCAAAGGAUUGGAAUAAACCAGAUACGCUUCUUACUCAAUUUGGGAUUAUGUAUGAUAAAUAUCAUCGAUUGGAUGUUGGAAUUUCAGCAAUUAUCAACUACUACGAAACAAAUCCGGCUGUAAAGAAUCAAUCGAGCAUUUUGAACUUUAUUAAGAGGCUAAAGGGUCAACUAACGGAUAUCCUCAAGACACUCCAUGAUGUCCUGGAAGCACUCAACUACGAUAGGGCAACUUUCGAGGCUAGCAAUUCCAAUACAGUACCCACGGAGUAUGUGAUUAAAGAUAAGCCUGAUCUCGACAAUUGGGUCAUUCUGCGGGAGUACAUGAAUACACUGGAGCUCCAUCGGGUUGAAUUGUGCAUAAUUGAGAAGCAAAUGCUUGGAUCAAGUGAGAACUGCCCCUGAAAAUCACACCCACGGGCAUCCUAUAUGACAAAGAGGGUUCCCUACAAAAUUCCAUUUAAACAACUACAUAUUAAUUUGUACUAUUUCACAAAAUGGAUACUAGUAAUUGUUUUCAUGAGCUCAAAUUAAAAAAAAAAACUAUCCCUAUAAACUCGCAAUUGAAUAAUAAUUAAAUAUAAUUUUGAUGUGCUUCAACUUGUGUUGCACAUUUUGCCAACUAUUUAAAACAAACAAAAAAAAAGAAUAUAAAAUUGUAAUGUAUAAUGUUUGGAAUGUCUGACAAAUUUUCCACCAAUUUAACCCUUACAAAAAAUUCUAUUUUAAGAAUAUUAUAAAUGAAAUUAAGAUAAAUGGUUAAACUGUGAUAGAGAAUAUUUAUUUAAGAACUAUCUAAGUUUAUUACGAAAUGUUUAUUUUUUAUUAAAAUUAUUAUUUUAUUUAGUCUACCAGUAAUGUUACAAAAAAUACUAUCAAAAACAAAUUCUUUGGAUAUUAAUUGGCGAUAAAAAUUCGAACAUUUUCAAAUUAAUUCCUGUUGAAGUACGCAUGUAAAAAUAAUUGUAUUGCAAACAAAUUGUAUAUUUGACGAAAUGUAACGAAUCAGUAUAUAUUAGCUUUUAGUGACGUAUUUAGAGAAAAUAUUUGUUGUUGUGAAAUACAAUUGAAAACCAAAGGAAA
Molecule: messenger RNA, 5702 nt
Organism: Lutzomyia longipalpis
Lineage: Eukaryota; Metazoa; Arthropoda; Insecta; Diptera; Psychodidae
Exons: 4
Coding region: 3933-5024 (363 amino acids)
Source: RefSeq, a predicted model, not a curated record